Molecule: messenger RNA, 1052 nt
Organism: Rhagoletis pomonella (apple maggot)
Lineage: Eukaryota; Metazoa; Arthropoda; Insecta; Diptera; Tephritidae
Exons: 2
Coding region: 38-640 (200 amino acids)
Source: RefSeq, a predicted model, not a curated record
UUUUUACCCAGAGAAAAAGUGUACUGGAAAGAACCUUAUGUGUAUGCACGGGGGAGAGAAUAUAGAGGUGGCGCCCACGGUGGAGAGAAUAUCUAUCAUUGUGAUGGAGGUAAAGUUAAGAACUAAACUGCAAAGAUAUCGCACUAAAAAACAGAUGGAGGAUAAACUUCAACAGUUUAAGAAUAUUAUAAAGCGUUUUUUGAUGUUGGGUACAGGGGAAUCCAAAACUGUCAUCAGCAAAUUGACUGAAGUGCGUGAAGCUUUGACCGAAUGCAAAGUUCAAAGGUCGAAUGCAGAAGAGUAUAGAGAGGAAUUGACAUCCAGCUCAGAUGAGGAAACUGAUAGAAGCAAAGGCCAUAAAGAAAAUGUAAAUAACUUCUUCAAAUAUAUUCAAAGGGCAGUUUUUACACUAUUUUGGAUAACGCUUUAUGUGAUUGCGAUACAAUUACAAUUUGGAAUAGUUUAUAUAAUGCUGUCAGCGUUGUUUGGAAUCUAUUAUAACACAAGGACAGCACCAAAAAAACUAAAUGAAAUUAGUGCUUAUAGCGUUUUCAAUAAAAACUGCGAAAGUAUAGAUGGAACUCUAACGGCGGAACAAUUUGAACGGGAAAUUCGAUUUGGAGCCUCAAGUGUUCGAUAAUUUAGUCAAAAAGGCAGAAUUUAUAAUUAAUCACUGUAUGCAUGCGCAGAAGUUUGUCGAGUACUGGAUCCGGCACCGAAUCGGCAGAAAUCAGCUAUUAUUGUAUAAACCUUUAUUUCCCACAAAUUACCUUUCAAACACCAUUGGAACAAGUAAAGAAUACCCAUCGUUUCGCUAGAAAAAAAAAUUAAAAAUAACGAGUCGAUAGAGCUUUUUGACUGAUUACAACGGUACCAAAAUUUACUUGCAGAAAUUAAAAUUAAGCGAGAUAUAGGUCAAAGAUCGAAAUGUGCUUUUUGAAAAACUGUAAUAUCUCAAACUAGUAUAGCGUUUGUAAAAGUUAAUAUAUAGUUUUAAAGGAAAUUAAAACACCUUUCUUUUGGUCUGCAGUCCUUGUGCCUUGCAUUUCUAA